Gossypium arboreum is the source of this 1832-nucleotide messenger RNA. RefSeq lists its product as uncharacterized. Gene Ontology annotation, molecular function: sulfurtransferase activity. The transcript has 10 exons. Bases 21 to 1493 code for a protein of 490 amino acids. The record is from RefSeq and is a predicted model, not a curated record. Lineage: Eukaryota; Viridiplantae; Streptophyta; Magnoliopsida; Malvales; Malvaceae. Gene Ontology annotation, biological process: tRNA processing.
UGACCCUUACCCUCCCAAACAUGGCGAAAUUCAUCGUUUCACCUAAAUUGCUGAGACUGAAACCCAGGCUAACGCCAAUAGUCUCGCUUCCUUCCUCUCAUUUCCUUCACUACCACUUCCCAAAACCAACCUCGUCUUCUUCCACUGCUUCAUUUCCUCAAACUCUCCCAACAUCUUAUUCUCUUCCUCCUAAACCUGUUUCUCCACUUAACACUGCUGCAACUUUCAAUAACGUUAUACUCGACCCGCGCCAUCUCUCCUGCUGUAUGCCUGAUAAACGCCUUAAAGUGGCCGUUCUGCUUAGCGGCGGUGUCGAUAGCAGUGUCGCUCUUCGUCUCCUUCAUGCCGCUGGUCACUCCUGCACUGCUUUCUACCUCAAAAUUUGGUUCCAAGAAGACUUUGAGAACUACUGGACAGAAUGCCCCUGGGAAGAAGAUUUGAAGUAUGCUAGGGCUGUUUGUGAUCAGGUUGAUGUUCCUUUGCAAGUUGUGCAGUUGACUGAUGAAUAUUGGAACAAUGUGGUUUCCUACAUUAUUGAGGAGUAUCGAUGUGGCCGUACUCCAAAUCCAGAUGUUCUUUGCAAUACAAGAAUAAAAUUCGGUGCAUUUAUGGACGCUAUCUACAAUAUGGAUUAUGACUAUAUUGCUUCUGGGCACUAUGCCAAUGUUGUUCACCCAUCUGCUGAUCAAAGCAAUAAGGCUUCUAUCUUAGAACUAUCACAGGACAUGGUCAAGGAUCAAACAUACUUCCUUUCGCAUCUCUCACAGUUCCAGCUCAAACAACUUAUUUUCCCACUUGGAUGUCUCUCAAAGGAUGAAGUUCGCCAACUAGCUGCUAAAUUUGACUUGCCUAACAAAGGUAGGAAGGAUUCACAAGGAAUUUGCUUUCUUGGGAAGAUAAGGUUCAGUGAUUUUGUUGCAAGGCAUAUUGGGGAGAUGGAAGGAAUCAUAUUAGAAGCCGAGACAGGAGACUUCCUUGGGAAACAUAGAGGGUUUUGGUUCUACACAAUUGGUCAACGCCAAGGCCUACGUCUCCCUGGGGGACCUUGGUAUGUGGUUCAGAAGGAUGUAAAAAAUAAUGUUGUAUUUGUGUCAAGAAAUUAUUUCUCGUUGGACAAAAGAAGGCGUGUGUUUCGUGUUGGCUCUUUGAAGUGGUUUAGUGGGUCACCUCCUAACCAUAUUGAUCAGCUCCAAUGCAAGGUCAGACAUGGUCCUGGCUUUUAUAACUGCAAUUUUAAAAUGGAGCAUGGUGAAGAUGGCAAUGACGAUAUUGCGGUUGUCCAGUUAUAUGAGGAUGAUCAAGGUCUUGCCGCUGGGCAGUUUGCAGCCUUCUAUGAGGGACAAACCUGCAUAGGUUCUGGUGUGAUACUGGAGUCCUGGGAUGAUCGGGGAUUUCCCGUUUGUGCAAAGGCUCUUGAGAUUGCAAGAAUGGAAGAUAAAUCAGAACUUGGGAAACCAGUUAAGAUCAUGACAAAACCAGGAACUCUUGCAUAAAUAUCUGUUGCCAAUGACUACACUGAACCCUCCCCAAGCUCGAUUGGUUGCUGAAUUUCUGUCUCAGAUAAAAGGGAACAUGCAACUGCAGAGCAUGCAAUGAGCAGAGUUUUAGUUGAUAAUUUGGUUGCAUCUACUUGAGGUUACAUAUGUGGCCUCCUAAUGCUGGGAAAUUUUAAUGGACUCUGGAGGUGGGGGUUUAUGUUUCGUCCAUAUUUUCUUCAUGGAGAGCUCUUUUUAUGGAUUAGCUCCUUCAAUUAAACUUAUUUCACCCAUAUUGUUCUAUAUCACUGCUGUUAAGUAAUUUAUGGAGCAAGUCUUGUUGCCAUUGUUUGGAAA